GGGGAGAAUGAGCCGAGAUCUAAUCGGUAAACCCGUUCGGAGCUGGAGCUGAGGCCUGUUCCGCUCCAGGGGGGGGGGUACGGCUGCGUCGCGCCUCGUGACCGCGCCAGGCCCCGCUCUCGAGCCGGAGGCGUUGCGGUGGCGUCUGUCUGCGGGGCUAGGCACCGCGUAACUCCCCCUUCCUCCCUCAGUUUCCCUCGCGAGGGGUCCGUGGAUGCCUCGGUGCUGAGAGUCCCUCCGGCUGCGCAUGAUCCCCGGCCCGGCCUCCGGAUCACAACGCAGGCCGGGCUGUGCAGACAAGAACCUGCCGCGGUUCCUGUCCCGCGGCUCGCGGCUCUGCGGGAGAGGAGUGGAGCCGUAGCUGAAGUAGGGGACCAGGGCCGCACCUUCACUUCCGGGGCCAGCCUAGUCGGUAGUGAGAACUGAAAGAAAAAGACCAUGGCAUCUGGGACAGUUGAAAUAAUAAACUCUACCCCUGCGGGAGGGUCAAAUGAUGUAAGUUUGGAGGAGCCAAAAAAGAUGACAAGAGAAGACUGGAGGAAGAAGAAGGAAUUAGAAGAACAGAGAAAGCUGGGAAAUGCACCAGCUGAAGUGGAUGAGGAAGGAAAAGAUAUCAACCCUCAUAUUCCUCAGUACAUAUCUUCAGUGCCGUGGUACAUAGAUCCUUCAAAAAGACCUACAUUGAAGCAUCAGAGACCUCAGCCAGAGAAGCAAAAAGAGUUCAGCUCAUCUGGGGAAUGGUACAAACGAGGGGUUCAAGAGAAUGCUGUUGCAACUAGGUACCGUAAAGGAGCCUGUGAGAACUGUGGCUCAAUGACACACGCAAGAAAAGAUUGCCUGGAGAGACCUAGGAAAGUUGGAGCAAAAUUCACAGGCCUCAAUAUUGCACCAGAUGAAUAUAUGCAACCUACACUGAUGUUUGAUUAUGAUGGGAAGAGAGAUCGUUGGAAUGGUUAUAACCCAGAAGAGCACAUGAAGAUUGUAGAAGAAUAUUCUAAAGUUGAUUUGGCUAAACGUACUCUGAAAGCCCAGAAGUUGCAGGAAGAGUUGGCUUCGGGAAAACUAAUGGAGCAGGUGAAUUCCCCAAGACACCAAUGGGGAGAAGAGGAAUCAAAUUCACAGACAGAAAGAGAUCAUAACAGUGAAGAUGAGGAUGAAGAUAAAUAUGCAGAUGAUAUCGACAUGCCUGGACAGAACUUUGACUCCAAAAGACGUAUUACAGUCCGAAACUUACGUAUUCGGGAGGACAUUGCUAAAUACUUGAGGAAUCUUGAUCCAAAUUCUGCCUACUAUGAUCCCAAGACGAGAGCAAUGAGAGAGAACCCUUAUGCCAAUGCAGGAAAGAAUCCAGAUGAAGUUGGUUAUGCAGGUGACAAUUUUGUUCGUUACACUGGAGAUACCAUUUCAAUGGCACAAACUCAGUUGUUUGCUUGGGAGGCUUAUGACAAAGGCUCCGAAGUUCAUCUUCAAGCAGACCCUACAAAACUGGAGCUUCUGUACAAAUCCUUCAAGGUGAAAAAAGAAGAUUUUAAAGAACAGCAGAAAGAAAGCAUCCUAGAGAAGUAUGGGGGUGCUGAACUGCUGUUAGCCCAGGCAGAAGACUAUGUGGAAUAUUCUAGGCAUGGAACAGUCAUCAAAGGACAAGAGAAAGCUAUUGUCCGUUCCAAAUAUGAAGAGGAUGUAACUAUUAACAACCAUACAUGUAUAUGGGGAUCAUAUUGGAAGGAAGGCAGAUGGGGAUAUAAAUGCUGCCACUCAUUUGUCAAGUAUUCCUAUUGUACAGGAGAAGCUGGAAAAGAAAUCGCUAGUACUGUGUCAGACUUACCAGAGGAAAAACCUAUAGAGGAAGAGUAUAUGACAAAAUCCAAAACACUGAUGGAGAUACAUCAAGAAAAACAGAAAGAUGAGAAAAAGAAGAAAAAGAAGAAGCUUAAGAGGAGUCCAAAUUCAGAUAGUGAGGGUGAAGAGAAAAAGAAACAUGAAAAACUGAAAAAGGCAUUAAAUGCAGAAGAGGCUCGUCUGCUGCAGGUUAAAGAAAUCAUGCAGUUAGAUGAGAGGAAGAGGCCAUAUAACAGCAUGUAUGAAACACGGGAGCCUACAGAAGAGGAAAUGGAGGCUUACCGAAUGAAACGCCAAAGACCUGAUGAUCCUAUGGCCUCCUUUCUUGGACAGUAGUUUAUGUGAAAGACAUUCCAGCACACAGUUCUUAGCUAUUAUAUGUGAUGGCUUUUUUUUUUUUUUUUUAAUCGUGUAACUGAAACUUUUCUUUCCACAUAUUUUAAAAAAAACAACCAAACUCCCAAAAACAACAAAACGACAACAAAAAACCAAACCAAAUACCUGCAGAAGUCUAUUAAUGAAGUUAACAGCUGAUGCUAUAAGCAUAUUAGUGCUUUCUUUUUUUAAAAAAAGUAUAUUUGGUGCAGACUUGUAUUACUGAAAGUUAACGUCUUCUAGAAUUCAUUGUAUUGGGAGAGAGGAAUCAAUAAAAUCCAGGGGAAAAAAAUUGAAUCUAGCCCAGUUGGCCAGCAGGUGUCACUGUUAUAUAAAAAUGGAAGGACUGUAUCACUUAUGCACAGCUAAGAUUUUCUGUGUAGCCAUUCUAUGCUAGAAGGAAAGAGCUCUGUGGCUGGCAUAAUUAAACCACACCCAGCAAGCAGGUAGUGUAAGCAGUUAACUGGGAUUCUGGGGGUAGGGGCUGGUCCAGCAUGGCUGCAAUGGCCUCCCUACCUGUGCCAUAGCGCUCUGGGCCGCUGAUUAACCAGUUAUCGGUAAGCAACCCUAGUACCCAUAUCAGUCGGAGACCCUCUCCCACCAACAUAGCACGGUCUACACUGACACUUUUGUAACAUUCUGCACAGACAAAAAUGCUAAUGUAGACAAAGCAUUAAAAGCAGUAGGCUACGAUGGCUAUAAAUGUCUCUUGAGACUCCUCUUAUGUGUAGCACAAUAGGGGAAAAUAGUUGUUCUUAAUAUCAUUUUGGUAAUUGUUUUAGAAAUGCAAUAAUGUGUAAAAACAGAUAUGAUUUGAUGUACAGACUUGGUUGAAUACAAUAUAAAUGUCCUUUAACUAGGAA
Messenger RNA from Pelodiscus sinensis (Chinese soft-shelled turtle), 3077 nucleotides. Lineage: Eukaryota; Metazoa; Chordata; Testudines; Trionychidae. The record is from RefSeq and is a predicted model, not a curated record.